Molecule: messenger RNA, 722 nt
Organism: Plasmodium reichenowi
Lineage: Eukaryota; Apicomplexa; Aconoidasida; Haemosporida; Plasmodiidae
Source: the annotation of a RefSeq genome assembly
AAAGGGAAAGGGAGAGAGAAAGGGAGAAGAGAAAGAAAUAGGAUAGAGAAAGAGAAAUGAAUAGGAAUAGAGAAAGUUUAAGAGAUAUUGACAGACACAGAGAUAUAGAAAGAUAUAGAGAAAGAAAUAUAGAAAGAGAUCGAGACCGAGAUAGAGAUAGGUAUAUGGAUAGAGAGAGAGACAUAGAAAGAGAUAGAAACAGAGAUAUAGAAAGAGAUAGGAAUAGAGAUAUGGAAAGAGAUAUGGAAAGAGAUAGAGAAAGAUAUAGAGAAAGAGAUAUAGAUAGAGAACGAGAUAGAGAACGAGAUAGAGAAAGAGAUAUAGAUAGAGAACGAGAUAGAGAAAGAGAUAGAAAUAGAGAUAGAGAUAUGGAUAUAGAAAGAGAUAGAGAUAGAGACCAUGAUUUAAAUUCAUCAUUUAAAAGCAUAAAAAAUUUCAACUCCUUUGAUAUAUCAAAAAAACGAUGUAAUGGAAUUGAUUCUAAUGUAAAUAAGAAACGAUCAUAUAUUAAUGAAAAUAAUAAUAAUUAUUCUGUAAAAAAAAUACAUGAUGAAAAUACACAUUAUGAACACACAGAUAAAGAUAGAUAUGUGUAUAAUUCAAAUGAUGUACAUAAUAGGAAACAUUCUAGCAAUAAAAAUAAAUUAAAUGAUACCGAUAAUUGGGAAAAAAAAAUGUCAAGGCUAAAGGAAAAAUUAAUAAAAAAAAAUAUAGGAAAAUAA